Messenger RNA from Indicator indicator, 1238 nucleotides. RefSeq names its product OTU deubiquitinase 3 (gene OTUD3). The record is from RefSeq and is a predicted model, not a curated record. The coding region runs from base 1 to 1140 and encodes 379 amino acids. Gene Ontology annotation, molecular function: cysteine-type deubiquitinase activity. Lineage: Eukaryota; Metazoa; Chordata; Aves; Piciformes; Indicatoridae. The transcript is spliced from 8 exons. Gene Ontology annotation, biological process: protein deubiquitination.
AUGUCCCGCAAGCCGACGGCCAAGCCCCGGCCCGCCGCUGCCGGAGCCAGGAAAACGCGGCGGCCGCGGCAGCCCCCGGCCGGCCAGGCUCCCGACCCCGCACCGGGCCGUGGGGGCCUCGCCAGGCAGCUGCGGACCCUCGGCCUCAAGCUGCGGGAGGUGCCCGGCGAUGGCAACUGUUUGUUUCGAGCCCUGGGGGACCAGCUGGAGGGACACUCCCGGAGCCACCUCAGGCACCGCCAGGAAACGGUGGAUUACAUGAUCAAGCAGCGGGAGGAUUUUGAGCCUUUUGUGGAGGAUGAUGUGCCCUUUGAGAAGCAUGUUACCAACCUGGCAAAGCCUGGUACCUUUGCUGGCAACGAUGCUAUUGUGGCCUUUGCAAGGAACAAUCAGAUGAAUGUGGUUAUUCAUCAACUUAAUGCUCCCCUGUGGCAGAUUCGGGGCACAGACAAGAGCAAUGUGAGGGAGCUGCACAUUGCCUAUCGUGAUGGAGAGCACUAUGACAGUGUGAGGAGAAUCAAUGAUGAUUCUGAAGCUCCAGCAAAUCUUCAGAUGGAGAUGCUUCCUAAAAAUGAAUCUGAUAAGGAGGAGGAAGUGAAGGCCCAGAGGGGUGACUCUGAAGAUGAGACUGAAGGUGAAAUGGAAGAUGCAAUACAAAAAGUCUGUAAUGCAACAGGGUGUUCAGACAUGGAUUUAGUCAGCCGGGUUCUGGAAGAGGAAGACUACAAUGUAGACUCUGCAAUCUUUGCCAUCUUGCAAGUGACUGAAGUGGACAGAAUGGGUCCUGAGGAGCAGGCUGAUCCCCAGAGCAAAGAUGAGGAGUGGUGUGGCAGAGCGCUGCAGAGGGAGACCAGGAGUGGUUCCAGAAGCCUUGGAGGUCAGAGCCUGCAUCCAGGGGAAACUGAAGACAACAAAGGACAGCCUAGACCUGAUGAAGAGGAGCGAGCUGGCAGGAACCCAAAGGUAUCUAAGAAACAGAAGAAGGAGCAGCAGAGGCUGGAGAAGAAGAAACGUCAGGAGGAGAGGCACAGACAGAAGGUCCUGGCCACCAAAGGCAACUGUGCAGACAGCAGCAGGAGAGAGACAGACUCCAACAACCAUGUCACCUUGGUGAAGGCCAUGGCAGCUCUAAACAUAUGACUGAAUGUCUUCUGGGAGCCCUGGGGAGAAAAGCAAAUAAACCUGAUGGAGACAGAGCUGCCCUUGAGCACAUGUCCAAGCACCCAUUGUGACCUGCA